AUGGGUCGAGGCGUUGAGAAGGACAUCUUCAAGGAGGUGAUACUGGAGGAUGUUAAGAUCCACAAGGUCAGAGUCUGUCAUGUUCACGGCUGCAUCCUCACCACAACGCUGGCACACAGUAAGCCUUCAGUAAAUGUUUUAGGACUGAACUGUUACCAGAUGAGGGUACCAGUGGCUGCCCGGAAGACGGAGCAGCUAUUCAGGAAAUGGGCUAACUGCGCGGUAAUCGGAACUCGGGGUGGCGACAGCGGCUGCGAGCUGCGGGAGCCCGGGUGCGCCCUCCCGCGGCAGGGCGCACAGCACCCGGAGGCCGGCCCCAGACCACAGCGCGGGCCGUGGAGCCCCAAAGCCCCAGAUGGGCUGGGACACUUGGCCCCCAGUUCUCGCCGCCAGGAAUGA
Molecule: messenger RNA, 399 nt
Organism: Rangifer tarandus platyrhynchus (Svalbard reindeer)
Lineage: Eukaryota; Metazoa; Chordata; Mammalia; Artiodactyla; Cervidae
Source: the annotation of a GenBank genome assembly